Danio rerio (zebrafish) is the source of this 2642-nucleotide messenger RNA. Lineage: Eukaryota; Metazoa; Chordata; Actinopteri; Cypriniformes; Danionidae. The record is from RefSeq and is a predicted model, not a curated record.
AGUCUCAAGUUAGCAGAGACCUCUUCAUUGGAGAGAAUAGGCUUCGUGAAAAUGCACUUUUUACUAUUUAGAGCAGACUCGUAUUGUAUAUUUCCGGGGAUGAUUGCGUCUAGAAAAAAAGGUAUUUUGUCUGUUGACCAAUCAAUCUAACGUGCGUGAAGCACGUGGUUUUAUCGCGCUCAACUUCCUUAUAUCAUCAACCUGAAUGUUUACUCUACACUAGACUAGAGCAUGUUGAGCAUUAACUGACAUCUGCGGAUAGAUUUACGUUUCUGACAAGCCUAAGUGAUCUAUCCCGUCCAGGGUGCAGGCUGUACAAUGAAAUCCUUUCAAUGGAUUCCCUGCACUUUCUGUCUGCUGCUCUAUACUGCUGAUGCCGGCAGUGGUACAAAACCUAAUUUUGUCUUUAUGAUGGUGGACGAUUUAGGAAUUGGAGACCUUGGAUGCUAUGGAAACACAACUCUCAGGACGCCCAACAUUGACAGACUGGCUCUGGAAGGGGUGAAACUGACCCAACACAUUGCUGCUGCGCCACUCUGCACUCCCAGCAGGGCAGCCUUUCUCACAGGCAGAUAUCCCAUCCGAUCAGGUAUGGCAGCACAUGGCCAUAUGGGAGUGUUUCUCUUUUCUGCAUCGUCAGGAGGUCUUCCACAAGAGGAAAUCACCUUUGCCAAGGCUGUCAAGGUGCAAGGUUAUUCCACCGCUGUAAUUGGGAAAUGGCACCUUGGUCUUAACUGUGAAGACAGUUCUGACCACUGCCACCAUCCAAACUCACAUGGCUUCGACUACUUCUAUGGUACCAUUAUGACGCACCUUCGGGACUGCCAGCCUGGACAUGGCUCUGUCUUGUAUAACGUUUAUAGUCACAUCCCAUUCAAGCCCCUUAGUAUCGGUUUAGUUUCCCUAGUAGUACUCCAUAUUAGAGGGAUGCUAACUGUGAGCAGGAGGGUAUUUUUCAGUUUUCUGAUCCUGGUAGGGCUGGUGCUGAGUCUCUUUCGUUUGUUAGUAUACACAUUCCCCAAUCUAAAUUGCUUUGUCAUGAGAGGAACGGAAAUUGUGGAACAACCAUAUAUCUCAGAAAACCUCACACAAAGGAUGACCAGUGAAGCCAUAGAGUUUCUGGAAAGGAAUUCAGAGACCCCAUUCUUGCUCUUCUUCUCAUUUAUUCAAGUCCACACAGGAGUUUUUGCCUCUCCUCUCUUCAGGGGAAGGAGCCAACAUGGCCUCUAUGGUGAUGCUGUCAUGGAAGUAGACUGGAGUGUAGGUCAGAUCAUGCAGACUCUGGAGCGCUUAAACUUGAAGGACAACACUCUAGUGUACAUGACCUCAGAUCAGGGGCCUCACCUGGAAGAGAUUUCAGUCCACGGAGAGAUGCAUGGGGGCUAUAGCGGCAUAUACAAAGCUGGCAAGUCAACUAACUGGGAAGGAGGAAUCCGAAUUCCGGGCAUUCUUAGUUGGCCAGGUGUCUUACCCGCCGGGAAUAUCAUCGAUGAGCCCACUAGUAACAUGGAUAUUUUCCCUACGGUCUUGAAUUUAGCUGGUGCUUCCAUACCCGAUGACAGAGUCAUCGAUGGUCAUGAUCUUUUGCCACUUCUGCAAGGGCAAGUGAAGCGUUCUGAACAUGAACUCUUGUUUCAUUACUGCAAUGCUGAACUGAAUGCUGUCAGAUGGCGCCCACCCAACAGUAGUGCAAUUUGGAAGGCCUUUUUCUUUACCCCUGACUUCUACCCAAAGAACAGCUCGGCAUGUUUCCACACUCAUGUCUGCUUCUGCAUCAAGCCAUUCGUCACGUUUCAUGAUCCUCCGCUGCUUUAUGACCUAUCCAAAGACCCAACAGAAAGCACCCCCCUGAGUCCCGACACCGAGCCUCAGUUCCACUCAGUUCUAGAGGUCAUAAGAGCCGCAGUAAGCCGUCAUACACAGAGCCUGAAACCUGUCCCAGUGCAGGUCUCUCCUCUGAAAAUAGUGUGGAAGCCUUGGCUCCAGCCCUGCUGUUCUUCUCUCAGUCAGCUGUGCAGGUGUGAACGAGAUCAUCAGAUAGAGAAGGUACAGGACGGGCUUCAAAAAGAAUAGUCUGCUGCUCAGAAUCAUAAGGGCAUGUAAUACGUAAAGGAAUAGUUCCCUCAAAGCUGAAAAAUUCUUUCAUCAUUUUCAAACCUUUCAAAUGUUGUUUUAAAACUUUUUCUUCUGUGGAACAUAAAAAAUAUAAAAAUACUAUGAAGAAUGUUAAUAAUAAUCUGAUGGUUUUGGUGAUCAUUGGCAUGUUCCAAGAAGAAAAACAAACAAACAAACAAUGCAUUGUAGGGCUGCACGAUUCUGGCUAAAAUGAGAAUCACAUUUUUUUUUUUUUUUACUUAAAAUCAAGUGCACACUAUUCCCACGAUUCUGUAGAUGAUAAAUAAAGGCUAAUUUGAGUAGGCUAUUAUUAUUGUUAUUCACAAAAAUAUGGUAAAACAACAAUAAUAAUAUUAGGCCUAUGUGUAAGUCUACUGUUGGUUAAAUUGCGAAAUUUUAAAUGAACUUUAAAUGGUGGACUUGAACAGAUUUUUAAUUUAUCGUGGUUUGUAUGCACAGUAAAGUGAUGGCAUCAGAAUACAACUAUUCAUAAUUAUUAAGUUCAAUUAUUUUGUUUGAGACAUAUG